This is a messenger RNA of Rotaria sp. Silwood2, 213 nucleotides long. NCBI's taxonomy places the organism in Eukaryota, Metazoa, Rotifera, Eurotatoria, Philodinida, Philodinidae. The record is from the annotation of a GenBank genome assembly.
AUGCAAACAUUAAAACAAUUAUCAAAUAAUGAUUUUCGUAGAAAACGAACUGUGUCGAUGUCAUCGACAACAACAGUAUCAUCUGAAGAAUCCACAUGGACAGUUGCUAAAAAAUCACGUAUCGAUAAUGUCGAAGACAAUUUCAAUGAUUUAUAUAAUAAAGAUAUUUUCCCGGAUAAGUCUAUUUUCUUUUUCCUUUAUGCUAAUGGUUAA